This is a messenger RNA of Scomber japonicus (chub mackerel), 1152 nucleotides long. RefSeq lists its product as uncharacterized. The record is from RefSeq and is a predicted model, not a curated record. The transcript is spliced from 8 exons. Bases 1 to 1152 code for a protein of 383 amino acids. NCBI's taxonomy places the organism in Eukaryota, Metazoa, Chordata, Actinopteri, Scombriformes, Scombridae.
AUGGGCAAGCAUAAGGAUCUGAAUGACUUUGACAAGGUGUUAGGAGCAGAUAAGAUGGAGACAGAAGACGAUGACAACACAGCAGCUGGAGAACAGACUGAACUAACCAAACAUUAUGUUUUUGAUGCUCAUCAUGUGUGUUCUGUUUUUCCUACAUUAUCUUACACUACAGCUGAGGAGUUAGAGGAGAGUGCAGCUGAAACAAAGUGUGGUCCUGUGAAUGAACUCAGUGAAGCUGAACACUCAGAGAGAAAAGAUGAAAGAACAACAAUAGAAGAGUCUGAAAUCACAUCUGAAGAAGGAGAUGCAUCAGAUGAGAAAGGAGAGGUUGAUGAAGUUAAAGAAGUCUACAAUGAAAGCAGCAGUGACAGUGAGCAGACUGUAGAGGAGAGCAACAGACUGGAGUGCACAAGUCAGAGUGUUGAAAGAGAAAUCAACAAAUUGACGCCUGAGCUCACACUUGUGUUAGUUGGUGAAACAAAUUCCAUUGAGAUUGGAUCAAAAAACAUCUUCUUUGACCAUGACGAGCAAACAAAUGUUGAACAGUUUUCAUCCAAACUGUAUGAUUUGUGUGGUCGAUACAUAUCUGUCAUUAACAUGCUUGGUCUUCAAAGCAUUGACAAAGUCCCAUUAAACAGAGGAAUCCAUGCCUUUCUCUUACUCUUACCAAAUGGUCUGCAUAGCAGCCAGUACAGUUCAGGAGUGCAGUGGUUAGAAAAAGCUUUUGGGAAAGAAUCACUUGCUUAUUUAAUGACAGUAGUGACUCAUAAGUCAGAUGAAUCAUGUGAAAGUGCAGUGACAGACCUGAAAGCCAACAGCAGUUUCACUGAAAAAAGAUACCACACAUGUAAAAACAGUAUGAUGGAUGAAAAUGAGAUCAUAGCUCUGUUGGAAAAAAUAGAUGUGAUGGUCUCUGAAAAUGAUCCACACUGCUACAGUGGACUGAUGUGUGAUGACACUAAAGAGCUGAAAGACCUGCUGGACCACAAAUACCAGGAAGAAGAAAGGAUCAAUUCCUCUGAGUCUCAGCAAAAUCCAACAGGCUUUGACCAUUCAGCAGGAGAAGUUGAUGAGGUUAAAGAAGUCUACAAUGAAAGCAGCAGUGACAGUGAGCAGACUGUAGAGGAGAGCAACAGACUGGAUGACGCCUGA